GAUAGAGGGGGAGAAAUGACAAACUACAUAAAUCAUUUCCACUAAAUCGAAGUUCCCGAAAACUUUCAUUGCUUCUCAUUCUGUUAAAAUCUCUAUACAACACAUGCUUUAUGGUGACUUGAAGGUGUCGGUGUGUCCGUCCCCCUUCAUUGGCGCACUCACGCGCUGCUGUCCGAUCAUACACACAGACACGCACGCACACACACACACUUCAAAAGAUCAGACGACGCGCAGGACGCUCAGGGUCCCUCUCAACAAACCCUCCUGGAUAACUUAAUUCGGACUUCUCAGUCACUCUACCCCCCAAAUAUCAUUUUCUCUCCUGUGAGCGACACACAUCCUCCUUCCUGUCCUAAGAGUCCAAUUGUUGCCGUGUGUGUGUUGCUUGCUAGAUCUUGGAUGAAGGAGCGGAGCCCAUGCGGACUGCUGCCAUCUGACCCACUCUUAUCAAUGAAGCAGGAGAUCAUGGCGGAGGGUCCCCGGUGUAAGAGGAGAAAACAGGCCAACCCGAGGAGAAAGAACGUGUUGAAUUAUGAAAAUGUGGUGGAUGCCGGUUCAGGGUCCGAUGAGGAGGACAGACUCCUGGGUUCUGAGGGUGAAGGCAGUCCAGCAGGUGUACCGAGUCUGGAGGCCUCACCCCGGGUAGCCCAUGCCCUGUUUUCCUGCCGCGGGGAUGAAGAAAAUGAAAGCCAGGAUGGGGCAGGAGCACAUGUCUGGCUCCAUGGAGACCUGAAUGGUUCAGAGGAGCGAAAAGCUGAAUACAACCCCAUGAGCCCUGACAUCUCUCUACAUGGAAUUGGAAAUGGUACAGUUAAGGGUAUUGAUGCCUCUUCAGAGCUGGAAAGCUUCUUUGCCAAGAGGAAACUGGAUAACAGCGAGGGACAUGCAGCGAGCAUUGCGGAAUACCUGCAUGAUACUGUUAUUAUUUACCCAGAAGACCCAGAGGAGGCUACACGACUGGGCACGCCAGAGGCCAAUGGACAAGAUGAAAAUGAAAAUGAUCUGGCACUGAGGACGCCAGAUGCCUUUGCCCAACUGUUGACCUGCCCCUACUGUGACCGGGGCUACAAGCGGCUGACCUCCCUAAAGGAACACAUCAAGUACCGACAUGAGAAAAACGAUGAGAGCUUCCCCUGUCCUCUGUGCAGUGACACCUUCGCCUACCGCACACAGCUAGAGCGCCAUAUGGCCACACAUAAGCCUGCCAGAGAUCAGCCUCAACUGCUAAACGAAGGGGCUGGUAACCGCAAAUUCAAAUGCACAGAGUGUGGCAAAGCCUUCAAAUAUAAGCAUCAUUUGAAGGAGCAUCUCCGCAUUCACAGUGGUGAAAAGCCAUAUGAGUGCUCCAACUGCAAGAAGCGCUUCUCCCACUCUGGCUCCUACAGCUCCCACAUAAGUAGCAAGAAGUGCAUUGGCCUUAUCUCUAUCAAUGGACGGGUACGCCAUGGAAUCAACAGCAAGCCUGGCUCAUCCCCAAACUCUGCUGCAUCCUCCCCUGGCAGUCCUGCCUUAGCUCAGCUCCGUCACAAACUGGAGAACGGCAGGUCCAUGAACUUCCAAGAACCAUCUGCUCACCCAGACAUCAAGUCAGAGCCCAUGGACUUCAAUGAAUACCGUCUUAUGAUUGGUGGGUCAGGAGCCUUUCUCAAUGGCAGUGGUCAUGGAGGUAGUCCUACAGGGCUGCACUGUUCAUCUCAGAACUCCCAGCAACAUCUAGGCAUUGGGCUGGAUUCUCAUCCUUUGAGCUAUCCAGCGUUCAUCAACAACAUGAGCGAGGUUCAGAAGGUUCUCCAGAUUGUAGACAACACAGUUUGCAGGCAGAAAAUGGAUGGCAACCCUGAAGAGAUCUCUAAGCUCAGAGCAUAUAUGAAGGAAUUAGGCUCCCAGAUGGAGGAGCAGAAUCGGAUUCUGGCCUCCCAGCAAGGCAUCCUUGGCAUUGGUCACAACAGUCCCACCAAGACCAUCAUUGACUACACACUGGAAAAAGUCAAUGAAGCCAAAGCAUGUCUCCAGAGUUUAACAGAAGAUUCUAAGAGAUGGCCUGUUGAUAUAAAAAAAGAAAGACCCAGCCAUGCCAUGGAUCUUCUAUCUGAAGAUAAAGCACAGGAGAGGGAUGCGCAGUAUGCACCAUUCUCUUGCCAGUAUUGCAAGGAGACAUUUUCUGGCCCUAUUCCAUUACAUCAACACGAGCGCUAUCUCUGCAAGAUGAACGAGGAGAUCAAGGCUGUCCUCAAACCUAAUGAUACUGUACCAACUGGCCACAGGGGGCUUUUCGGCUCAGAGCAGGAAGCUGGUGUGAUCCCCUCAUCCCUCGAGAGGAAUGCCACCAGCCCAGUCAACCCCUACAUGUCAGUAAUGAAAGCCUACGGCUUGAGCAGGGAGUCAGCAUUUGCCCGGUCACCUGUUUCUCUGAGCCAAUAUGGUGACUCAACAGCAGAGAUACAAGCCAUAACCAAUGGGGAUUCAGGGCAUAAGUUGUCCAAAUCGCAUCGGUGUACAGGCAUCACACAGACCAAUGAAAAGCCACUUGAAUCUGUUGACCACUUGAGAGGUGAGACACCCUCACCUUUGAAUCUCUCAUCAUCAUCUUCAUCAUCCAAACACUCACAUAGCAGUUCAUACACCCCUAACAGCCUUGCUUCUGAGGAUGCCCAUGGGGAGCCACUGGACUUGUCUUUGCCAAAACAAGUUUCCAAGAAAGAACGGAGGCCAAAACCGAAUGGUUUUUCUGUUAAUCACACUAUCAACUCCUCUGCACGUGAAACAGGAACAGAGCCUUUAAAUUUGGCCCACAUCAAGAAGGAGUUCAAUGGGCCCAACAGUUUGGGCAGUGAAAAUCAGCUGGAGAAAAGCUCGAGCCCCAUCUUUAGCAUAAACCCUUUUGGUGGUGGGCACAUGUACACCUCACUUCCUCCACAUGGAGCAUUCCCUCCUACUUUCAUGUCUACGGCUCAAGCCAGCAUUCCGGGACUCAGGCCUUACCCAGGGUUGGAUCCCAUGAGUUUCCUUCCACCUAUGGCUUAUACUUACGCAGCAGGGGCAGCCACUUUUGCUGAGAUGCAGCAACGUCGGAAGUACCAGCGGAAACCAGGCUUCCAGGGGGAGCUACUGGACAGUGCAGGGGACCUGACAGACAGCGAGUCGCUGCUUGCCCGGAAGAAGAUUAAGAAGACUGAAAGUGGUAUGUACGCGUGUGACUUGUGCGACAAAACAUUCCAGAAGACCAGUUCCCUCCUAAGACACAAAUAUGAGCACACAGGAAAGCGGCCUCACCAGUGCCAGAUUUGCAAGAAGGCCUUCAAACACAAGCACCACCUCAUCGAGCACUCACGUCUACAUUCAGGCGAGAAACCUUACCAGUGCGACAAAUGUGGCAAGCGCUUCUCCCACUCUGGCUCUUACUCGCAGCACAUGAACCACAGAUAUUCCUACUGCAAACGGGAGGCAGAGGAGCGUGAGGCUGCCAAACAAGAUAGCCACCACAAUGGCGGACCCCUGGAGCCCACAGAGCUCCUCAUGCGUCGGGCUUACCUUCAAGGCCUUGGGCCCCUAGGCUUUUCAGAUCCAGAGGACCAGACCGAGGACAUCACACGGGAAAAGACCAUUUUGAGAGAUGGAACUGAGGGGGGGACCAGGGAGGCAGAGGAGGCAUAUCCGGAAGUGACUGACAGGCAAGAGACAAGGUUGGUUGAAGAGGAGGAAAUGGAGACAGAGGGACAGAGAUUUGACACUCUGAGCCCUGAUGGAACAGCAAAAGAUGAGAAAGAGAGCGAAGUAAUGGGAGGGACAGAGGACGAGAGCUCAGAAGAGGGGAAAGUGGCAAACAAAAGAAAUCCUGACGGCGAGAAUGAGGAUUCUGACUAACUACUGCAUUGCGGAAUAAGCUUCCUGUAUUCUUUGUUUUCUCUUCCCCUCAAGCUUGCAUCGCACCCCUUUUGGAGGGACUUUGAGCCAGAUUCUCAUUUGUACCACACUGCCACGGCUUGGUUAUCUGAGCAUGUGCUUGAGGCUUGCACUCAUCGAUAUAAAGAGUGUAACUCCAAAAUCAGGCAUCAGAAACUAGUCUGGAACAUACAGGAAAACAUAUUAUGCAAAAAAAUAUGAUUGUCAGAAUACAAAUAAAAGAAAGGUUACUAAGAUGUACAGAGUUUUCGGCCAGAAAGCUGUGCGGUGCUGAUUUCCAUAUAACUCCCGUGUUUCAUUGUGGUCGUAGCACAAGCCUGGAAAUUGCACUCUGAAAAAAAAAAAAAAAGUGUUAGAAAAGAGGAAAAAUAAAAACCACAAAAAAUAAAAUGGACAAAAAAACUCUUAGGUAAAAAAGGAUUGCCUAUAUGUACUUAUACUGCACUUGAAGAUGCAGUAGUGUGUCAGUGUUAUAUUUCAUUAUCACUUACUGUGAUACCCUUGGUUUUACCUUUCUUUUCCUGACCAGCCAUUCAAGGUUUGGCGUCUCACCAUGGCUUUUUUUUUUAUGAAGUGACUUUAAUGAAAUAAUAUCUAUAUGAUUCUUAAAUGUACAAAGUCUUAAAGUUGGCCAGGGGUGGAUGGAAAGAGUUUGGGUAACUGUAAUGACGAAGACUCAUUGUAUGAGGCAACGUCACAACCCCUGUGUUUUUUUUUUUUUUCGUUCGAGAAAAGCCUUAUAUGCAAACCCUUUCACCUGUUUUCUGCAAGUGCCAUCCUUGUACAGUAUAAAGCGAAGUCAACUAGAGUUCUCUUUGCACCUGCUUUAGUAUUAAAUGAAAUAUUUCACCUUGUCGCUUGAAAUACCUACGUCAGUAUUAGUAUAUCUAGACUGCAGUUGUUUAGUUUACAUAUUGUUUGUGCAAUUUUCUGUAUUUUUUUUUUAAAGAUCAUCUGUCAGUAUUAUCUUGAUUUGUUUUGUUUUGUUCAAUACAAAAUUCAUUUUUAUUUUAAACUACCAUUUUAUUUAUGUGACUCAUUUUAUAUUUCCUAAUUAUAUUUAUUUCAUACUGUAGUGUACAGUAUUAUAGUUAAUUGAUAUAGAUAUAUUUUAGUAAAUAAGGAUCCUUACAAGUGGAGCAAAUUUUACUUAAAGAGAGCAUUUAUUGUAUCUGGAGCGAUUGCUGUGAAUUGCUCUUCAUACUACACUUACCUGAUGAAGGAGAAUCUACAAUUUGGGAACUUUUGAUACAAUAUUGUGAAAACACUGUAUUUUUGACUGAAAGGAAAAAUUCCACUUUAUUCAUCUUAUUUGUUUUUCCUUUUUUUUUUUUUUUUUUUUUUUUU
Molecule: messenger RNA, 5250 nt
Organism: Carassius auratus (goldfish)
Lineage: Eukaryota; Metazoa; Chordata; Actinopteri; Cypriniformes; Cyprinidae
Product: zinc finger E-box-binding homeobox 2-like
Exons: 9
Coding region: 400-3864 (1154 amino acids)
Biological process (GO): regulation of transcription by RNA polymerase II; anatomical structure development
Molecular function (GO): DNA-binding transcription factor activity, RNA polymerase II-specific; RNA polymerase II cis-regulatory region sequence-specific DNA binding
Source: RefSeq, a predicted model, not a curated record